AUGGGAGGAAUGGAACUGAAACUGCUUCGUGACGACAUUGUUGUCUUGACUGAUUGCUUCGUUUCUACGUCACUUGCAACGUUCCAUAGUGAAGUUAAAACUCGUCGGUACCGCGUCUUCGUUGACUUCAAAUUGAUGAAGCUUGAAAGAGGGUCCCAGCAAACACCUUACUACAAGAUUUUGUUCGAAGCUGUCUUCGUUGUGGACAGAUGUGUGAGCUCUCCAUGCCAUAACAAUGGUAAAUGUACUAGCAUUCCUAGUGGGUACAGCUGCGAUUGUCUGCCAGAAUUCAGUGGAGAUAACUGUGAGAUAAGCAAGUUUGUGGAAUACAUACAUCUGGGGUGUUUCCAAGACAACAAUGUCAGCAGUGUAAUUCCAUCUUUGGAGUCAGAGAAUGCCACGUACCUCGAUGGUAAUUUCACAACAAGAGCUAACCCUAUUAAAAAAUGUGCUUUGGAAGCUGCCAAGAUGGGCUACAAAGUGUUUGCUCUUCAAGACCAAGGUGCCUGCCAUUCUGGUCCCCAUGCUCAUCUAAAUUACAGUGUAUAUGGUGAUGGGCUGUGUGGUUUAGAAGGGCUGGGAGAUUUUCUUGGAAAUGACGUUUAUCUUCUUGGAGCAAAAUGUGGUAACCUGCUAAAUGACAGUCUCAUUCACUUGUCGAACACCACAAUCCAUGGCUCAUCUUUCAAUGAGUCCUGGGAAGUCCCUCUAUUAGAUGGGGACUAUUCUUGGUGUCCAGAGGAUAGUGACUUGACACGCAAACUUGAGAUUGACUUAGGGCGCGAAGCUUUCUUAACUGAGCUGACUUUGCAAGGCAAAAAAGACUCCAUGGAUUAUCCCGACAACUACUGUUUUGCCUCUGCUGUUGAUGGUGGUGCAGAUGAGGAGAUCGUUCAAGAUUUUUCAACUUGUUUAGUAAGAAAUAACAAUGAUAUUUUAAUGCGCCUUUUACUGAAUAACACGGAAGCAACAGGCAGCACUGUUACAUACAGUCACACAAGUGUGCGUGGAAAUUUGACUGAAGCACCUCUGAUUGAUGGAAAUGUGUCAUGGUGUCCCGAUGAUAUGGAGUUAAAGUUUCUUCCUAGGUUACGAGUGGAUCUCGGUAUGCCUUUCAACAUUUUUAAAGUUGAAGUGCAAGGGGCCAAGGAUGCGAAAGAAUGGCCUUACAAGUUUUGCCUUAGUUACAGUCUUAAUCAGAGUCAGUUUACUGAAGCAAGAACCCAGGAAUCAUCGUGCUCGAUGGUGUUAUGGUUUAUGAANUUUUUUUUGCCAGGAUGCAGUCACAAAACAAAAAAAGGCAAAUGCUGUGUUUUGCCAUUCUUGUAUGAAGGCCAACUGGUGUAUUCCUGCAUCAGAGAUAAUCAUAACCAGCCCUGGUGUGCAACAACUGAUAAUUACGACAGAGACAAGCUUUGGGACAAUUGCCAAGGUACAAAAUUAUGUAUAAACAAUUACUCCGCAACCUAAAUCUCACACAGAGACACGUACCCAAUGCAAUUUCCUGUUGUUACGGUACCUGGUUGUCAGGUCAUCCGCCUUCAACAGAAUUCUAUUAUCUAAGUUCAAACUAUUAACUUCACAAAGCUUUCC
Molecule: messenger RNA, 1593 nt
Organism: Orbicella faveolata
Lineage: Eukaryota; Metazoa; Cnidaria; Anthozoa; Scleractinia; Merulinidae
Molecular function (GO): calcium ion binding
Source: RefSeq, a predicted model, not a curated record